GUUCACUAUUUAUAUCUGAUAUAUUACUAAUUUUGUGGAUUAUUGAUGGCCAAAUAAUAAUGUAAUUGCAUGUAUAAAAUUUUGUUUUAGUAGAGAAAAAAAAUAUCAAAGAACAAGUGCACGUGAACUAUGUAUACAAAGUUCGAGGUGCCGAGUGUUAUUGCAUCAAAAUCCCUUCGAACCACUCAUUGGUUUCAUUGUCAGUAGUGAGGCAAAAAAAUCUUGUGAUUAAAAAAUGAGCAAAGAAGAGAAGGAGGGAAGAAGAGAACCAAAUGAGUUUGAGAAUAAUAAGAAAGUAAGAGUAGAAGAAGAAACACAGAGAGUAGGAAAAAAGCCUAUUAUUCAAAUGAAGAAGAUACAAGGUUGUGAGGUUGAGGCCAUUGGCAUCAACUACAAGAUCCUCAAACAUAAAACCGAUCACCCUUUUAAAAUCUUCAGUAAAUCACCACAACAAGAAUUGGAAGAAGCUGAAGAAGAAGAAGAAGAAGAAGAAGAAGAAGAUGCUGAAGAAGCAGAAGCAGAAAAAGCUUCCUCACAAAGGUGUUGCGGUGGAGGAGUAAGGCAUGUUCUCAAGAAUGUGAGUUUCAAAGCCAAGCCAUGGGAAAUCCUUGCAAUUGUUGGGCCAAGUGGUGCUGGAAAAUCAUCACUGCUUGAGAUUCUUGCAGGAAAAGUUACUCCACAGAGUGGUUCUGUGUUGCUGAAUCACAAGCCUGUGGAGAAAGCUCAAUUCAGGAAGCUCUCAGGUUAUGUAACACAGAAAGAUACUUUGUUUCCAUUACUUACAGUUGAAGAAACUAUGAUGUUCAGUGCAAAGCUAAGGCUAAGGCUCCCUCAGGAGCAGCUCCAAUCUAGGGUCAAGUCACUGAUCAAGGAGCUCGGACUUGAUCAUGUUGCCGGGGCGCGAAUUGGUGAUGAAAGGGUUCGAGGAAUAUCCGGUGGCGAAAGGCGCAGAGUUUCUAUUGGUGUUGAAGUCAUACAUGAUCCAAAGGUGUUGAUUUUGGAUGAACCAACUUCUGGUCUUGAUAGUACUUCAGCAUUGCAAAUUAUUGAUAUGCUUAAGGUGAUGGCUGAUACUAGGGGAAGAACCAUAAUCCUUAGUAUCCAUCAACCCGGAUUCAGAAUUGUGAAGUUGCUCAAUUCAUUGCUUUUGUUGGCAAAUGGUUCUGUUUUACACCAUGGCACUGCUGAUUUGCUUAGUGUAAAUAUGAGGCUAAUGGGUUUAGAGCUUCCCCUUCAUGUCAAUGUGGUUGAGUUUUCCAUCGAGUCCAUUGAUGCCUUUCAGCAACAACAGAUAUGCAAGAGAUUCCAGGUACAAACGCCAAGGCGAUUGCAGGGGACGGUGCUGCCACAGAAGAAAGGUGAUGAUGAACAAGGUGAGUGUAGAAGUGGUAGGUUUACUUUACAACAGCUCUUUCAACAAUCCAAGGUGAUUGAUGAAGAAGCUAUCAAUGCUGGAAUGGAUUUCACUUGUGAUUUUGCUAAUUCUAGAUUGAGAGAAACUAUGAUCCUCACUCAUAGGUUCUCCAAGAACAUCUUUCGUACAAAAGAGCUUUUUGCAUGUAGGACUAUUCAGAUGCUGAUUUCAGGGCUUGUUCUGGGAUCCAUCUUUUGUAAUCUCAAGGAUGAUCUUGAGGGAGCAGAAGAAAGGGUUGGUCUAUUUGCUUUCAUUUUAACUUUUUUGCUAUCAAGCACCAUAGAAGCUCUACCAAUUUUUCUGCAAGAAAGGGAGAUUCUGAUGAAGGAGACAUCUUGUGGAAGCUACAGAGUAUCAUCCUAUGCUAUUGCCAAUGGCCUAGUUUACCUACCAUUUCUUCUAAUCCUAGCCAUUUUGUUCUCAAUUCCAUUAUACUGGCUUGUUGGUCUCAACAAGAAUUUCAUGGCAUUUCAACACUUCCUGUUGCUGAUAUGGCUGAUUCUAUACACUGCAAAUUCAGUUGUGGUCUGUUUCAGUGCUCUGGUGCCUAAUUUCAUUGUUGGGAAUUCAGUCAUUGCUGGUGUCAUUGGAUCAUUCUUCUUGUUCUCUGGAUACUUCAUAUCACAGCAUGAGAUUCCAAAAUAUUGGAUUUUUAUGCAUUACAUAUCUCUUUUUAAGUAUCCUUUUGAAGGGUUUCUAAUAAACGAGUUCUCCAACUCAGGUAAAUGCUUGGAGUACAUGUUUGGUGGAUGUGUGGUGAGUGGUGAAGAUGUGCUCAAAGAAGAAGGUUAUGGUGGGGAGAGUAAUAGAUGGAAAAAUGUUGGGGUGAUGAUGGGCUUCAUCUUGCUUUACAGGUUCAUAUCCUAUGUGAUUCUUAGAUACAGAUGCUCACAGAGGGGGUUCAGGAGUGUGGUCAUCAUCUAAAGCUUAUGGUGGUGAUUCAUUCUCUCUCUUCCUAAGAGGCUUCAAACUUCACAUGUCUUGGAGUUUUCUUCUGAUAGCAACAAAAGAUGUUAUCAACCAGAAAAAAAAAAUAUAAAGAAUUACAGGUUUGGUCAGUGCCAACAAAUUGUACUAACAUGAUAUUAUGUUGGUUUUUUUGUUUUAUAUGAUUUUAUAUUCUCACCA
Arachis duranensis is the source of this 2542-nucleotide messenger RNA. Its product is annotated as ABC transporter G family member 5-like. The record is from RefSeq and is a predicted model, not a curated record. The coding region runs from base 236 to 2338 and encodes 700 amino acids. Lineage: Eukaryota; Viridiplantae; Streptophyta; Magnoliopsida; Fabales; Fabaceae. The transcript has a single exon. Gene Ontology annotation, cellular component: membrane. Gene Ontology annotation, molecular function: ATP hydrolysis activity; ATP binding; ABC-type transporter activity.